Molecule: messenger RNA, 1074 nt
Organism: Tremella mesenterica DSM 1558
Lineage: Eukaryota; Fungi; Basidiomycota; Tremellomycetes; Tremellales; Tremellaceae
Exons: 7
Coding region: 1-1074 (357 amino acids)
Cellular component (GO): protein kinase CK2 complex; cytoplasm
Molecular function (GO): protein kinase regulator activity
Source: RefSeq, a predicted model, not a curated record
AUGAUAGAUUCUUCUUCUCAAGGUUCAUCAACUCAAACAUCUACAAUCACUUGGAUAAAUUGGUUCACUUCUUAUCCUGGUCAUGAAUACUUUUGUGAGGUACACGAAGAGUUCAUAGAAGAUGAUUUCAAUCUGACUGGUCUACAAUCCAUGGUCCCAUUUUGGAAAGAAGCUUUAGAAAUGGUUAUUGAUAUCGAACCUGAAGAAGAUUCUUCAAAAAUACCAGAUGUAUCAAUCGUCGAAUCUAGUGCGGAAUUGUUGUAUGGUUUGGUACAUCAACGAUUUAUUUGUACCAAAGCUGGAUUGGCGGCUAUGGCGGAUAAAUACGAACAAGGUCAUUUCGGAGCAUGUCCAAGAGUAUUCUGUAUGGCCACACAUGUACUUCCUUGUGGUAGAAGUGAUAUGCCUGGGGUGGAUACUGUUAAAUUGUUUUGUCCGAAUUGUGGGGAUAUAUAUACACCUCCUAGUAGCAAGUAUGCCGGUGUUGAUGGUGCUUUCUUCGGUACUUCCUUCGCAGCCCUUUUCUUUCAAACAUACCCUGAAUUCCUAUCUGCACCAUUUUGUGUCCCACCACAACCUCCCACCACGGCCUCAUCAUAUCUUCCCAACACCAGUUCUUUAACUUCCCCUUCCCCAUCCCCAUCAGCACCUUCAUCAUCAAAAUCAAUUCGACGUAUGAACGAUUUAAUCUCACCGACCGGUGGUGAAACAUAUAUAAACCCUGAUCCUUAUGGAGGUCAAAAACCAGCUUUAGGGAAAAAGUAUCAAGCGAAGAUAUACGGUUUCAACGUUUCUGAAAGAGCUCAAAGUGGUCCUAGGAUGAAAUGGUUGAGAGAAAGACCAGAGAGAUAUUUAGAUUUAGAUAAAGUUGAUUGGAAAGGUCGUUGGAAAGGUACGAAUGUGAGUCAAGGUCAAGAUUUGGAUAUGGGGAUGGGAAUGGGAAUGGGGAUAAAAGAGUUGGAUGAGAAUGUUGGUAAAGGUAGAUUAUUCGAUGAUGAUGAAGAAGUUGAUGAUGAUGAUGAUGAAGAGGAAGAGGAUGAAGGUUUGGGAAGAGGUGUAGGGGUGAGAGGGUAG